Arvicola amphibius (Eurasian water vole) is the source of this 2419-nucleotide messenger RNA. It is a transcript of the gene Ddx5, whose product is annotated as DEAD-box helicase 5. The record is from RefSeq and is a predicted model, not a curated record. Bases 268 to 2115 code for a protein of 615 amino acids. NCBI's taxonomy places the organism in Eukaryota, Metazoa, Chordata, Mammalia, Rodentia, Cricetidae. Gene Ontology annotation, molecular function: ATP binding; RNA helicase activity; RNA binding. Gene Ontology annotation, cellular component: cytoplasm; ribonucleoprotein complex; nucleus. Gene Ontology annotation, biological process: alternative mRNA splicing, via spliceosome. The transcript is spliced from 14 exons.
UUGCGGGCUCUACUACCUUUCCCCGCGGGCAAGAUCCCGCUUGAGGGUUCUCAGAUCGGCGGGCCAGGCAGCCAGGUCACCCAGCAGCCCGGCCGAUCUCCCCGGGGCGUCGGGGCCGCGCUUCCGCUCCGGCUUCGUCACCGCCGUUCCCUCCGCUGGUGACGCCCCCGCAAAGGCUUCGCCGUCGCCGAGGCCUCCUCUCCGCGACUCGUCGCAACUGGAUUCCCUCUCACUGGGUCUUUCCCGCACACCGCAACCAUUGACGCCAUGUCGAGUUAUUCUAGUGACCGGGACCGCGGCCGGGAUCGAGGAUUUGGUGCACCGAGAUUUGGAGGGAGUAGAACAGGACCCCUCUCUGGAAAGAAAUUUGGAAAUCCUGGGGAGAAACUAGUUAAAAAGAAGUGGAAUCUUGAUGAGCUGCCCAAAUUUGAGAAGAAUUUUUAUCAGGAACACCCUGAUUUGGCAAGGCGUACCGCACAAGAGGUAGAUACAUACAGGAGAAGCAAGGAAAUUACAGUUCGGGGUCACAAUUGCCCAAAGCCUGUUCUGAACUUUUAUGAAGCAAACUUCCCUGCAAAUGUCAUGGAUGUGAUUGCGAGGCAGAAUUUCACUGAACCCACUGCUAUUCAAGCUCAGGGCUGGCCAGUUGCUCUAAGUGGAUUGGAUAUGGUUGGAGUAGCUCAGACUGGAUCUGGGAAAACAUUAUCUUAUUUGCUGCCUGCCAUUGUCCACAUAAAUCACCAGCCAUUCCUGGAGAGGGGUGAUGGGCCUAUUUGCUUGGUGCUGGCACCAACUCGAGAACUGGCCCAGCAAGUGCAGCAGGUUGCUGCUGAAUACUGUAGAGCUUGUCGCUUGAAGUCUACUUGCAUCUAUGGUGGUGCUCCCAAGGGACCACAGAUUCGCGAUUUGGAAAGAGGUGUGGAAAUCUGUAUUGCAACACCUGGAAGACUGAUUGACUUUUUAGAGUGUGGGAAAACCAAUCUGAGAAGAACAACUUACCUUGUCCUUGAUGAAGCUGAUAGAAUGCUUGAUAUGGGAUUUGAACCCCAAAUACGGAAAAUUGUGGAUCAAAUCAGACCUGAUAGGCAAACCCUAAUGUGGAGUGCAACUUGGCCAAAAGAAGUAAGACAGCUUGCUGAAGACUUCCUGAAAGACUAUAUUCAUAUCAACAUUGGUGCACUAGAGCUAAGUGCAAACCAUAACAUUCUUCAGAUUGUGGAUGUAUGUCAUGAUGUAGAAAAGGAUGAGAAACUUAUUCGUCUAAUGGAAGAGAUCAUGAGUGAGAAGGAGAAUAAAACCAUUGUUUUUGUUGAAACCAAAAGAAGAUGUGAUGAGCUUACCAGAAAAAUGAGGAGAGAUGGGUGGCCUGCCAUGGGCAUCCACGGUGACAAGAGUCAACAGGAACGUGACUGGGUUCUAAAUGAAUUCAAACAUGGAAAAGCUCCUAUUCUGAUUGCUACCGAUGUGGCCUCCAGAGGGCUAGAUGUGGAAGAUGUGAAAUUUGUCAUCAAUUAUGACUACCCUAACUCCUCAGAGGAUUAUAUUCAUCGAAUUGGAAGAACUGCUCGCAGUACCAAAACAGGCACAGCAUACACUUUCUUUACACCUAAUAACAUAAAGCAAGUGAGCGACCUUAUCUCUGUGCUUCGGGAGGCUAAUCAAGCAAUUAAUCCCAAGUUGCUUCAGUUGGUCGAAGACAGAGGUUCAGGUCGUUCCAGGGGUAGAGGAGGCAUGAAGGAUGAUCGUCGAGACAGAUACUCUGCGGGCAAAAGGGGUGGAUUUAAUACCUUUAGAGACAGGGAAAAUUAUGACAGAGGUUACUCUAGUCUGCUUAAGAGAGAUUUUGGGGCUAAAACUCAGAAUGGUGUUUACAGUGCUGCAAAUUACACCAAUGGGAGCUUUGGAAGUAAUUUUGUAUCUGCUGGUAUACAGACCAGUUUUAGGACUGGUAAUCCAACAGGGACUUACCAGAACGGUUAUGAUAGCACUCAGCAAUAUGGAAGUAAUGUUGCAAAUAUGCACAAUGGUAUGAACCAACAGGCAUACGCAUAUCCUGCUACCGCAGCUGCUGCGCCUAUGAUUGGCUAUCCGAUGCCAACAGGGUAUUCUCAAUAAGACUUUAGAAGUAUAUGUAAAUGUCUGUUUUUCAUAAUUGCUCUUUAUAUUGUGUGUUAUCAAACAAGAUAGUUAUUUAAGAAACAUGGGAAAUGCAGAAAUGACUGCAGUGCAGCAGUGAUUAUGGUGCACUUUUUUCGCUAUUUAAGUUGGAUAUUUCUCUACAUUCCUGAAACAAUUUUUAGGUUUUUUUUGUACUAGAAAAUGCAGGCAGUGUUUUCACAAAAGUAACUGUACAGUGAUUUCAGAUACAAUAAAUGAAGGCAAUGCAUGGCCUUCCAAUAAAAGAUAUUUGAAGACUGAA